UAUCUGCACUUUCUUUUUUUUUCGCAGGUAAAGCUUCUUCUCAUUUGCUUUGUCGCCAAGGCAUGGGCACUCCAGCACCACUCAGCAGGAAACCAGGGUCCCGGCUAUGCUGGCUACGGAAGUUACGGUGGUUACGGUGGAUACGGAGGCUACGGCGGCUACAACGCUGCUACGGCCGGCGCACCUUACCAGGGAUACGGCGCUUCCUCCUUUCCACCUCAGCCGUACAGCUUUGGCUACGACACGGCAGACGAGUUCGGCAACCGGCAGUUCCGUAGCGAGCAGGGCGACGCCAACAACGUGAAGACUGGCUCGUAUGGAUACCGAGAUGUAAACGGUCUCUUCCGGCGCGUCAGCUACAUCGCCGACGCCAACGGCUUCCGCGCCACAGUGGACACCAACGAGCCGGGCACGGCACCGGGAGCCAGCGCGGACGUCGUGUUCAACGCAUCGCCAGUUGUCCCACCGGUUCCUGGUGGUGCUCAGAACACAUAUGGCGCGGGCGCAGGAGCGCCCGGUUACAACGCUUACGCCGGAUUCGGUGGUGACGGAUACGGCCCUUCCAGUAGCGCAGCUGGAGCCUUCGGGUACGGCGGCUACGGGCGCAACGGCUACCCUCCAAAUGGGCCGGCUAUCAGUGGCCACGCCUAUGGGGGUCACGCCCAACAAGGGUACGGUGCGGUUGGUUAUGCUCCAGGUGGAUAUGGGCCAGCUGGCUACGGCGGAUUGGCUGCAGGUCACCAGGGCUUCCGCCGUCGCAGAUAAAUAUGCUGCGCGAUGACUGGAAAGCAGUACGUGCGAGUGACCUUUGGUUUGAUUGCAAUUUUUUUUAUUCGAGAUCUUUCCAGCUGAAUGAGCCUCAAUAAAGAAAUUGCUCCUUCA
This is a messenger RNA of Dermacentor andersoni, 882 nucleotides long. RefSeq lists its product as uncharacterized. The record is from RefSeq and is a predicted model, not a curated record. NCBI's taxonomy places the organism in Eukaryota, Metazoa, Arthropoda, Arachnida, Ixodida, Ixodidae. Gene Ontology annotation, molecular function: structural constituent of chitin-based larval cuticle. Gene Ontology annotation, cellular component: chitin-based extracellular matrix.